CCCGCCGGCACCAUGCAGCGAGCCCGCACCCGCGCCCUGCUCUGCCUCGCCCUGGCCGCGCUGCUCGGCCCGCCCGCCCAGGCGUGGUACAAGCAGGCGGCCGGACCCAGCUCCUACUCGGUGGGCAGAGCCUCGGGACUCCUGUCCGGGAUCCGCCGGGCGCCCCACGUCCGCCGCGCCGAGAGCGGGACAGACAGCGCCGAGCACCGCGCCGAGCUGCUGCCCCCCGAGCCGCCGGGCCCCGCGCUCCGGAGCACGACCCCAGCAGCCUCCUAG
Messenger RNA from Terrapene triunguis (Three-toed box turtle), 276 nucleotides. RefSeq names its product neuropeptide B (gene NPB). The record is from RefSeq and is a predicted model, not a curated record. Gene Ontology annotation, molecular function: G protein-coupled receptor binding. Gene Ontology annotation, biological process: feeding behavior; G protein-coupled receptor signaling pathway. NCBI's taxonomy places the organism in Eukaryota, Metazoa, Chordata, Testudines, Emydidae. The transcript has 2 exons. The coding region runs from base 13 to 276 and encodes 87 amino acids.